AUGCCAUACUUCACAAGAGGCAGGAAAGCCGAUGUUAUCCGCAAGUAUAACGAGAAACUCGCCACAGCAGCGGAGGAUUUUCUCGCGCUGUGGGAGAAGGACGACUGCCCGAGGAAAAGUGUCAGAGACUUCACGGUCACCCGGCGCCUCGCGUCGGGUGCUUUCGGCGUAGUGUACGGGGCAGAACAUGGGGGAAUAGCAUAUGCCAUGAAAGUCCAGCCGAAAUUCGAUUCUUUCGAAAUACCAAAGAAGGAGAAGAGAAUGCAGUGGGCUCUGAAAAAUAUGUUCGUCGUCGAACUGUUCUAUUGCUAUGUGAGCCACACGGACGUAUUUCUCUUCAUGGAUCUCGCACCCUACGGUAAUCUCAACGCCAUGGAGCCGUUUCCCCUCUCUGAUGCUAAAACCAAAUUGAUGCUCAGCCAAGUGGUGAGGGGACUUGAGUAUAUCCACAAAUGUGGCAUUAUCUACCGGGACCUAAAACCAGACAAUGUGCUGAUUUUCGAAAAAGGACUUCUGAAAAUAAGCGAUUUCGGACUCUCUGUCUUCAAGGGCAGCUGCCCGAGGGAUCACCUCGGAACUCCGCAAUACAUGGCGCCCGAGAUGUUUUUGCGUAAGCAAUAUGAUAAUGCAGUUGACUGGUGGGCUUUCGGCAUAAUGAUGUACGAGCUCCUGACCGAAUCGCGUGCCACUCCUUUCCACCCUCCGUACACAUCCGCAGCCGAUUUUGCCAGGUGCACGACAGACGCACCGCCCGCGGGUCUGGACGAUCCUCGUUAUACACCGGCGGCGAAAUCCAUGAUGCUACAAUUCCUUGUCAAGGAUCCUAAGCAAAGACUGGGCUCGGGUGGUUGUGAGGCGGUCAUGGAGCAUGCUUGGUUUUCCGACAUAAAUUUCGACACCUUGAUCGUCGAAGAGGAAUUCCCCCAUAUCGAGCUCCCCCCAGAAAGAGAAGCCGUCGAGGGCGAUUUCUCCAAUUUCAACAUGGAGCGUCCAAAUGAAGACCCGGAAUGGCAAGCUUUCUGA
Molecule: messenger RNA, 1023 nt
Organism: Galendromus occidentalis (western predatory mite)
Lineage: Eukaryota; Metazoa; Arthropoda; Arachnida; Mesostigmata; Phytoseiidae
Product: probable serine/threonine-protein kinase DDB_G0272282
Exons: 1
Coding region: 1-1023 (340 amino acids)
Biological process (GO): intracellular signal transduction; peptidyl-serine phosphorylation
Molecular function (GO): protein serine/threonine kinase activity; ATP binding
Source: RefSeq, a predicted model, not a curated record